Messenger RNA from Ascochyta rabiei, 1545 nucleotides. RefSeq lists its product as uncharacterized. NCBI's taxonomy places the organism in Eukaryota, Fungi, Ascomycota, Dothideomycetes, Pleosporales, Didymellaceae. Gene Ontology annotation, cellular component: membrane. Gene Ontology annotation, molecular function: cobalt ion binding; magnesium ion binding; cobalt ion transmembrane transporter activity. The record is from RefSeq and is a predicted model, not a curated record. Gene Ontology annotation, biological process: metal ion transport; transmembrane transport. The coding region runs from base 1 to 1545 and encodes 514 amino acids. The transcript is spliced from 3 exons.
AUGGCAACAUUUCGGAGUAUGACAGCAAAUCGUCAGCCAUUGCAAGACUUCGAUAGGGAAGUUUCGAGAGCCUACAGCUCAGAGUCGUUAGACGCAAAGAGCAGACUGUUCGAUACCACGCUGCCUUUGCAUCUUUUUGAAUGGUCGCAGGGCAGUCAAGAUGGAUUAGAGAUUAGCGACAUCAAGUCUGUCUCUGAACUGGAAGCAAGGGAGCCGGCGACAGUCCGAGUGAUAUUCGCCCCGCGAGACGUUCCAGUCCCAGAAACUGUUGGCGGACUGUUAAGAUUGUUCGAUAAGUUUGGCAUUCCAAGCGCAUUUGUUGCCGAGAGCAUGCAAAAUAUCUCGCAGUCUUUUGCAGCUCAGAAGGACAUCGAUGGCACAACAUACGUAUGGUUCCAUUUUCUCUGCAAGACUGUGUCUGUAUCAGAGGGGCGUAUCGUCCAUCAACAGGCUGUUGCAAAAGAUAAGGAUGAAGCUGAUCAGCUUCGCACUCGGGCACAAAAGCUAAGCCAGGCAGAUUUCAACUGGUUAAAGCCAGGGUUUGUCCUGAAAGUUAGGAAGCAGCAAAGUUCGUCAAUACCUCUGAGCCGGACAAGGACUUCGAGCAGUGAUGCAACUAUGGCUGCAGCGUCUUCGGAGCCAAAAGUCGAGCUUUUCUGCUUUGGCGCACCAGCAACACUAGGAGGCCGGUUCCGGAAAUUGAGGGACAUAGCAAUCUGCGAUGAUCUGAUGCAUGAUCCGUACGUGCUGCUAGAGAUCGUUCUUGAAGAGAUGUACAAGGUACUUGACCAAACUGGAUGGGCCAUCUCUCGCAUCUUUGGAGAUAUCGAAACACAAACUCUAGAUAUGGCAACGACACCGGGCAAAGCUCAUGAAUUACCUCGAGAUCAUUUCACCGGCCUUCACAAUCUGGCAAAGCACACAACAUACCUGCGCGAGAACUGCGACUCUGCGCUUGCAACGCUUCAGGGCCUGCGCCAUCACCAUGCAGCAGUGACUGGCAAGCACCCCGAGCCAGCUCAAGAGUUCACUCGACAAGCUCUUGAGUACCGCAAGACCCUCUUUGAGUCUACACAGCGCCGACUGGCCAGUCUAGAUAAGCGCAUGGCGAACAUCAUCCAGCUGUCCUUCCACCUUGUCACCCAAGGCGACAGCCGAAUCAUGCAAUCCGAAAAUCAGAGCAUGAAGACUAUUGCAGUGAUGACUAUGAUUUUCAUGCCACUUAGCACCAUCGCAGGGAUCUUUGGGACUCAGUUCAUGAGGUUGGAUGAGAACGCGCCGUUCCGCAUGCACGUAUCACAGGACUUUUGGCUACUGUGGAUCAUCGCGGCACCGUUGACUGUGACUGUCAUUCUGAUUUGGCGCGUGUGGUAUUACGAUGCGAGAGGACGGUUAAUCGAUGAACUGCCGCCGCGUGGAAAGGGUGAGCGAGGGUGGCUGGGAUGGAAAACGAUGGUUUCAAGACCAAGAAAGCACGACGUUAUGCACACGGACCACGAGAAAGCGCAUGUACAUAACGCGGCAGCGACGGUUCUUUCCACUUAA